This is a messenger RNA of Aspergillus neoniger CBS 115656, 2007 nucleotides long. Its product is annotated as tyrosinase family protein. The transcript is spliced from 3 exons. Bases 396 to 1604 code for a protein of 402 amino acids. The record is from RefSeq and is a predicted model, not a curated record. NCBI's taxonomy places the organism in Eukaryota, Fungi, Ascomycota, Eurotiomycetes, Eurotiales, Aspergillaceae. Gene Ontology annotation, molecular function: oxidoreductase activity.
CUUGCUUCGAUAUGCGCCGUCCAAUUCACGCAGGCCUGCUGUGCUGUCCCUAUGGCACAGCGUGUCCGAUCGCAUGAAUUCUAUAUGGUUGAUGCCAUGAUGAGAGCAGUCGUCAACCCUGGUACAACUUCCACGAAUUUUAAUGAUAAUUCAGAGCAGAUAAGCAACCCAAAAAAAGGGAUCGCCGCAUUCGGUAGUAGGUGGAUGCAUUCUGAUCUGUGGGUCUUUGGUUUUUAACCCAGCUACCGUCUCUUCGUUGCCACAAGGCUGAUAAGAGAAAUGACUGAGGAAUUGUACUCCGACCGCAAUAUCCGAGCCUAUAUAUUUCAAUCUUGGCCCUACAAGGAGUAUUGUAAUCAAUAUGAAGCAGCUCCAGAUCUCUCUUGCCGGCACUCAUGCACUGCAACUGGCUGAAACUGGUGUAUGUGUUCUACUGGCCAUCGGCUUGGGCUCUUUACAACCAGUCGACUGGUUUCCCCGAACAGGAUAUCGACAAUGGUGUUGCAUUGCAGCAGGUUGCCAAUAUUUCCCUGGGGAACAUGAAGCUUGAGUCUCUGGCAACCAAUGGCUGCCGCUUUGAAGACGCCCAAAUCCGCAGAGAAUGGCCACCAUCUCACGUCCAGGGUAGGCGCAGCUUGUCUCUAGCUGCAAGGAAAGAAUUCACCGAUGCUAUCGUCUGCUUGCAGAGUCUUCCUGCAAAUAUUUCGGCAGAAGAAAAGGAGACCUUCCAGGGAGUACAAACUCGGUAUGAUGAGUUCGUAGCUACCCAUAUAAAUCUGACGGAACACAUCCAUGUGACGGCUGAUUUUCUCGCCUGGCAUCGGUUCUUUCUUUAUGCAUUUGAAAAUGCGCUACGAUUUGAGUGCAACUAUACAGGCACUCUUCCCUACUGGGAAUGGGGACUUGAUGCGGAGAACCCCCAGAGCUCUGUCCUCUUCAAUGGUGACCCAUACAGUAUGGGGACUAAUGGGGUAGACAUGAACCGAACAAGCAUCUACUGGGAAUCUCAAAACAUGAGCAUUCCAGCCGGGACUGGGGGUGGGUGCGUAUAUGGGGGUCCUUUCUCCAAUUACACAGUGCACAUGGGCCCUAUUGAUGCUCCUGGAGAGCAGCCAGUCCAAUACAACUUGGAGUAUAAUCCGCGCUGCUUAUCGCGAGAUGUGAACCCCACCAUCUCACAAAUGUCAAUCUCCUUCCGAAACACUACGAAACUGAUCCUCUCGUACGAUACGAUUGAUUGGUUCCAAGGCGUCAUGCAAGCAGACCAACGCUUCACUGAUCCCACAGCUCCUUUCAGUUACGGGGUUCAUGGUGGAGGACAUCUUACUGUUGGAAGCGUCUUGGCAGACAUUGAUACCAGCCCGGCCGAGCCGAUGUUCUGGCUUCACCAUGCACAGAUCGACCGUGUCUGGACAAUCUGGCAAGGACUAGAUCCGGCGAAGAGAAGAAAAGCGAUCUGGGGCACUUCAACCCGAGGCGAUAACCCGCCUUCUGCAAACAUGACGUUAGACGAUGUGCUUGAUUUUGGGUUUAUUUCUCAACCGCUGAAGUUUGCCGAUCUGAUGAACCCUCUGUCUGGACCGUUCUGCUACUACUACGCAUAGCCGAUAAAGUUUAAAUUUUUGGAUCUUGGAAAUAAGUAACAUAUAACGCCGACAGAAGUUAAAUUUAUCAUCUUCGCUGGAAAAGAAAAACCGGGAUAAGUCAUUGAUGUAUGAAGCCGAUCGGCCUGAAGUCAACUUCUACCGGCGCGUUGUCAACUCUAAGCAGACACCCAUCGUUUGCGGCAGUUGCGGGGAGGCAAAGUGGAUCAUCAAGAUCUCAAUUCCCCAAAACAUCACGGCAAGAAAAUUGAAUUGAAUUGGGGUUACAUCGACUGACGGCGCUCCCGAUCCAAUCUCCUUUCUACUGGAAAAGAUUUCCUCAGCGAUACAUAAUAAUUUGUGUUACUCUUCAGAUCCGGGCGCAUCCAAGUCUAUUCUUAGCGGCUACAAUAUGUAACUCUAC